AAUUUAGUUGCAAUCUAUGUACGCCAAGCUGUUGACUGUGACCGCUUUAUUCGUGACAGCGCUAUGCAUCACAGCGCAGACAACGUCCGCACUGGAUGAUCUCAAAGAUGGUCAAGUUUGUGCCAAAGAAUUGGACAAAAACGAGACUAUGGCCGAGUUUCGAAAAGCUUUUCCUGACGCCGCAACUGAGGUCGAAAGCUACCUUGGUUUAUUGCUGGAUGACAAAGACGGUAUCAAGAGAUAUACCAUUAAUUUUCACAAUCCAGAGUGGACGUCCAUGUAUGUGAAUGUUCUCGAUAAAACUUCCGAAAAAAAUUACUUCUUACGCGUGGACCUACUUGCUUCGGAUCUAUGGAGUGCGUAUGAGGUCAACGAAGAAGAAUUCAAAAAAUGGAAGACCGCUUGUCAGCUUUGAUCGUCAGAAAUUACGCUUUCCUUAACUAUACGAUUUGUCGGCUGGCUAUAUAAUCGAACU
This is a messenger RNA of Cylicocyclus nassatus, 475 nucleotides long. NCBI's taxonomy places the organism in Eukaryota, Metazoa, Nematoda, Chromadorea, Rhabditida, Strongylidae. The record is from the annotation of a GenBank genome assembly.